AUGGCACCUACUCUGAGGUUCUGCGUGGCCCUGGCCCUGCUCUCCGGCCUAGUGGCCUCCAGCUUCCCGAGAAGCCCUUUCCAGCAGCUCAGGAAACGAAGCCUACCAGAAGCGGUGGUCGACGGCAUUGAGGUCUACAGCACCAAGAUCAGCUGCAAGGUGACCUCUCGCUUUGCUCACAAUGUUGUCACCACGAGGGCUGUCAAUCGUGCAGAAACAGCCAAGGAGGUUUCUUUUGAUGUGGAGCUGCCCAAGACAGCCUUCAUCACCAACUUCACCUUGACCAUUGAUGGUGUUACCUACCCUGGGAACAUCAAAGAGAAGGAAGUCGCCCAAAAACAAUAUGAAAAGGCUGUGUCCCAGGGCAAGACAGCUGGUUUGGUCAAGGCCUCUGGCAGGAAGCUGGAGAAGUUCACCGUCUCGGUUAAUGUGGCUGCAGGCAGUAAGGUUACCUUUGAGCUUACCUACGAGGAGCUGCUGAAGAGACAUAAGGGCAAGUACGAGAUGUACCUCAAGGUCCAGCCCAAGCAACUGGUCAAGCACUUUGAGAUUGAGGCAGAAAUCUUCGAGCCCCAGGGCAUCAGCAUGCUGGACGCUGAGGCCUCUUUCAUCACCAAUGAUCUUUUGGGCAGUGCCCUCACCAAGUCCUUCUCAGGGAAAAAGGGCAGGGUGUCUUUCAAGCCCAGCUUAGAACAACAGCGCUCAUGCCCAACCUGCACAGACUCCGUCCUCAACGGGGAUUUCACCAUCACCUAUGAUGUGAACCGAGAGUCUCCAGCUAAUGUACAGAUAGUCAAUGGCUAUUUUGUGCACUUCUUUGCACCUCAAGGGCUUCCAGUGGUGCCUAAGAAUGUGGUCUUUGUGAUUGAUAUCAGUGGUUCCAUGGCUGGUCAGAAAAUAAAGCAGACAAGAGAUGCCCUCCUCAAAAUCCUGGAUGAUAUGAAGGAGGAUGACUACUUGAACUUCAUACUGUUUAGUAGUGAUGUGACCACUUGGAAAGACAACUUAGUCCAAGCCACUCCUGAGAACCUCCAGGAGGCCAGGGCAUUUGUGAGGAAAAUUCGUGAUGAUGGAAUGACCAACAUGAAUGAUGGGCUGCUGAGAGGCAUCAGUAUGCUGAACAAGGCCCGGGAAGAACAUGCUGUACCAGAGAGGAGCACUUCCAUUGUCAUCAUGUUGACAGAUGGGGACGCCAACUUUGGUGAAAGCAGACCUGAGAAAAUCCAAGAGAAUGUGCGAAAUGCUAUCAGGGGCAAAUUCCCCUUAUAUAACUUGGGCUUUGGCAAUAAUCUGAAUUAUAACUUCUUGGAAAGUAUGGCCCUGGAAAACCAUGGGCUUGCCCGGCGCAUUUAUGAGGAUUCUGAUGCCAACUUGCAAUUGCAGGGCUUUUAUGAGGAGGUGGCCAACCCACUGUUGACAGGCGUGGAGUUGGAGUACCCUGAGAACGCCAUCCUGGACCUCACCCAGAACAAUUACCAGCACUUCUAUGAUGGUUCCGAGAUUGUGGUGGCUGGACGUCUGAUGGACGAGGACAUGAACAGCUUUACAGCAGGCGUGAAGGGUCAUGGGGCUCUCAAUGACCUGACCUUCAAGGAGGAGGUGGAUGUGAAGGAGAUGGAGAAGGCCUUGCAGGAGCAGGACUACAUUUUUGGGAACUACAUCGAGAGGCUCUGGGCCUACCUUACCAUUGAGCAGCUACUGGAGAAGCGCAAGAAUGCCCAAGGAGAGGAGAAGGAGAACCUCACGGCCCAGGCCCUGGAGCUGUCCCUCAAGUACCAUUUUGUGACUCCUCUGACUUCCAUGGUGGUGACCAAGCCCGAAGACAAUGAUGACCAGACUGCCAUUGCCGACAAACCUGGGGAAGGUGAGCAGAGAGCGGAGGCCAGAGCCAAGUCUGUGACCCCCUCCAUGGCCUACAUGCACCGCUACCAGGCCCCACAAAGACCCUACUACUACGUGGAUGGAGACCCUCACUUCAUCAUCCAAGUCGCAGAGACAGACGAUGCCAUUUGCUUCAACAUUGAUGAAGACCCAGGCACGGUGCUGCGCCUCAUCCAGGACCCAGUCACAGGCCUCACAGUUAAUGGACAGAUAAUUGGAGACAAGAGACCCAGCCCUGACUCCAAGAUCAGAAAGACUUACUUUGGAAAACUGGGGAUUACCAACACUCAGAUAGCUCUUCGGAUUGAGGUGACAACUGAGAAAAUCACCCUGUGGAAUGGGGCUGCACAGAGCACUUUCAAUUGGCUGGACACCGUCACUGUCACACAGGAUGGGCUGUCUGUGACAAUCAACAGGAAGAAGAAUAUGCUAGUCUCCUUUGGAGAUGGGGUUACCUUUGUGAUUGUCCUGCACCAAGUUUGGAAGAAAAAUCCUGUCCACCAUGACUUUCUGGGCUUCUAUGUGGUGGACAGUCACCGAAUGUCAGUGCAGACACACGGGUUGCUAGGACAAUUCUUUCACCCCUUUGACUUUAAAGUGUCUGACAUCCACCCAAGCUCUGAUCCUGCAAAGCCAGAUGCCACAAUGGUAGUGAAGAACCAUCGGUUGAAAGUAACCAGGGGCUCCCAGAAAGACUACAGGAAGGAUGCCAGCAGUGGCCUGAAUGUCACCUGCUGGUUUGUCCACAACAAUGGAGAAGGGCUGAUUGAUGGUGUUCACACUGACUACAUUGUUCCCAACUUGUUUUGA
This is a messenger RNA of Chrysochloris asiatica (Cape golden mole), 2691 nucleotides long. It is a transcript of the gene ITIH3, whose product is annotated as inter-alpha-trypsin inhibitor heavy chain 3. The transcript has 21 exons. Gene Ontology annotation, molecular function: serine-type endopeptidase inhibitor activity. Gene Ontology annotation, biological process: hyaluronan metabolic process. NCBI's taxonomy places the organism in Eukaryota, Metazoa, Chordata, Mammalia, Afrosoricida, Chrysochloridae. The record is from RefSeq and is a predicted model, not a curated record. The coding region runs from base 1 to 2691 and encodes 896 amino acids.